Molecule: messenger RNA, 579 nt
Organism: Penicillium mononematosum
Lineage: Eukaryota; Fungi; Ascomycota; Eurotiomycetes; Eurotiales; Aspergillaceae
Product: alpha/beta hydrolase
Exons: 3
Coding region: 1-579 (192 amino acids)
Source: RefSeq, a predicted model, not a curated record
AUGGAUAAACCGACUUUCGUCUUCUCCCUCGGUGCUUGGCUCACUCCCAUCGUCUUCGAUGCCGUGCGUGACCGUCUGAAUACCCUCGGUUAUCCUUCUGAGUGCCCCGCGCACCCCUCUAUCGGCGCUGAGCCCCCUUCCCUGACAUUGGAAGACGACGUUGCCUCUCUGCGUAGGGACAAAGACCAGAGCUUGCUGGGAAUGCUGGGAGGAAAUUAUUUACCCUGGAUGAAGGUCGAGCUGACCAAGAAAAAGGGCGACUACGCUCGCGCCGACGGCACCGGGGCCGUCGGCUGGCAGGACCUGACCGUCGAGCAGCAAGAAAAAUGGAAUCGCACGACAAUGCACACCUCGCGUGCGGUCUUUUCGGGUGAAACCACAUAUGAGCCGUGGCGCGAUAUCCCCUGCUCCUACAUCAUCUGCGAGCAGGAUCUGGCCCUGCCGCCAGCUAUCCAGGAGUUCUUUGCCUCAAAAAUGGGCGGGCCUGACACUACCCACCGUCUUCCGAGCUCGCAUUCGCCGUUCUUGAGUAUGCCUGACCGCCUGGUGGGUGUUCUGGAAGAGAUAGUGAAGGUAUAA